CACAAAUAAAGAUGGCUGGUGGAGCUGCCUCUGUGUUGCGGCACAAUACACAAGAAGGACGUUCCAAUACAACGGCCGAAAAUUCACCAUCAACAAAAUACUCACGUGCAGCAGCACCUAAUUUUAUGUUGACCUCACAUUCGGAGGCAUUGUUGCAAGGUCUAAAUGCCUUAAGAUGUUCGGAUAAGUUGUUCGAUGUCACCCUCAUUGUGGAGGGGAGAACAUUUAAGGCCCAUCGUGUUGUUUUGGCAGCCUGUAGUGAUUACUUUUGCGCCAUGUUUACCGAUGCCAUGCGUGAAGCUCGUCAAUCUGAGAUCAAAUUAAACGGUGUCAAUGCCCGUGGCAUUGAACUACUCAUAGAAUAUGCCUAUACAUCUAAAUUAGAAUUGGAUCGUAAUAACGUUCAAGAUGUACUCUCCGUGUCGACACAUGUCCAAAUGAAAGCCGUCAUUGAGGCAUGUUCCAAUUAUUUAGAAUCACAAAUUGAUUUGGAAAAUUGUGUAGCGAUUGCAGCACUAGCCGAUCUAUAUGCCUUGGAUGCAUUGAAACGUAAAACAUAUCGUUUUAUUUGUUCUCGUCUAGAUGAAUUUGCCCAAACACCCGAUUUAGUAAAUCUAACAUGGGAUCAGUUGGAUUAUAUAUUAUCAUGUAACUAUCCAGUGGAUUGUCGGGAGGAGCGGGUAUUGCAAAUUGCAUUACAAUAUUGUCUUGAGACAAGAUUAAAAAUGGAUUUAGCUAGAAUGUUGUUUGCCAAAGUUCGCUUUAAUCAAAUCAAAGCUGAGGAUGUCAACAGUUUACUUUCAAACACGGAAGCAGCUGAAGAAGAUUCCCAACAAUAUGUGGAUGCAGUGCGGCAAGAAAUGCAAAAACAACAACAACAAAGAAAACAUAGCACAAAAGAUUGUUGUGAUGAAGUUAUCUCGUCAAAUAUUCUAAUCAAUUCGCGUGGCAUGGAGCUGGCAUUGGUGAAGAUUGGCGGCUUCGAAACAAAUGGUUUGACAAAUCAGAUUAGCUGUUUCUUGCCAUCUGUGGGUAAAUGGGAAAGUUUAACUGUGAUUCCACAUAUAGAACAAUGCAAUUACGGCACUGCUGUCUUGGGCAAUGAUUUAUAUAUUGUGGGUGGUUCGUACGAUGUUUGCCUUAAGGAAUAUAUCCAUCCAUUUGGUUUUCGUUAUUGCCCAACAAAAGAUAAAUGGAAAACAAUUGCACCCAUACAAGCGGAUCGUUGUCGUUUCUCCCUGAAUGCCAUGGGUAAUAAUUUUCUGUAUGCCGUGGGUGGUGUCUGUGAACUGAAUGAUAAUGAUGGUGAUCAUUAUGCCAAUGAUAUGGCCCAGUCAAAUUGUGAACGUUAUAAUGCCAGUGCUGAUCGUUGGGAAUAUUUGCCACCCUUAGCCGAAAAUCGUAGUCAACAUGCUGGUGUGGUAUUAGGCGAUAAAUUGUAUAUAUCAGGUGGAAUUGAUCGCCAUUUGGUCUUAGCUUCGUUAUGGUGUUUCGAUACGACGACUGAAAAAUGGAUAAAAUUGUGCCAAAUGCCUACACCCCGAGCUGAUCACAUACUCAUUGCUAUGGAAGGGCGAAUAUAUGCUUGCGGUGGUUGGUAUGAAGAUAAUGUAACAGAGACACGCGUGCUCGCCGAAACCAUUGAUGUGUAUGAUAUUGCCACGGAUACAUGGUCCACCGAGUCAACAAAUCCAAUGCCAAAAUAUUAUACCGGUGUCGCGGCAGUUAAGAAACGCAUUUAUUUCAUAGGUGGUCUGCUGUCAUCGGCUACAAUUAACAGGGCCACUUCGGCGGUACAAUGUUAUGAUUUGGAGACCAAACAAUGGUCCUACAACGUCGAAUGGGAAUAUCCCAAGGAGGUGUGGGAGUGUACAUGUGCCGCCUUCUAUGUACCCCAAGAACGUGAUGAAUUCUAUUGGGGUGAAAGUGCGUAA
Musca vetustissima is the source of this 1934-nucleotide messenger RNA. RefSeq names its product kelch-like protein 22. The transcript is spliced from 4 exons. Gene Ontology annotation, molecular function: protein binding. The record is from RefSeq and is a predicted model, not a curated record. Lineage: Eukaryota; Metazoa; Arthropoda; Insecta; Diptera; Muscidae. The coding region runs from base 12 to 1934 and encodes 640 amino acids.